This is a messenger RNA of Mercenaria mercenaria, 5394 nucleotides long. RefSeq lists its product as uncharacterized. Lineage: Eukaryota; Metazoa; Mollusca; Bivalvia; Venerida; Veneridae. The record is from RefSeq and is a predicted model, not a curated record. Bases 2 to 5365 code for a protein of 1787 amino acids. The transcript is spliced from 16 exons.
CAUGACGUCGCUCUCUAUAAUCUUAUUGGCUAAUCAAAGUUCAAAGGUUAAAAGACGACGUCAGUUCCCUAGUUACUGCGUCAAGAUGGCACUGAAUAAGUCGCCAUCGACGACGCAUCCUAGCUGUUCGGUGUCGAGUAAUCGACCUGUAUCCAGCGUGGAGAAACUCAUAAUGCGAACAAAAAUAAAAACCGCUAAAAUUGAAAGAUCAAACAGCCAACCGCUGAAGCCCAGCCACAUUCCAACACCAGUCAUUAAACCAGAGAGACCCGCCAGUGUCCCUCACAUGGACGUAUUAUCAUCUUCGACUAACACUAACACACAGAGGACCUCAUGUGCCGCCCACACAAGGCCUUGGAGGCCCUCUAGUGUUUUACCUCAGCAUGUACAGUCUGAGAACCAUCUUCCAAACCCAAGAAUUGCAAAACUGUUAGACAGAGGCUGGAAAUCAGCUUCCAUUCUGCCGAGUUAUCCGCAAGCCGGUCCCGAGCGUUAUACAGCUAGCCGGCCAUCAUCGACUGUAAAAUACACUGCAACGGAUACAAGCAGCACUAAUAAUAGCACAAGAAAUCACAGCAGCUACAGCUGGGAAGACAACGUCAUUUAUGCUACCAGUAGCGGCGACUUGAAAAGUCCCAGAAUGUGUAGGAAAAUAUGCUGUAUACCUAUUCCAGUUUAUAGAAAGCGAUCAAAUCUGAUUUCCGCUGAAAGUAGUGACACACAUUCUGCAAGACAGCAAGGAAGUGCUUCCAGAAGAGAUGAAACAUCAACAUCUAGUACAGGCGUUACAGCACAGGUACAGCACAGCCGCAUUCCUGUUCCUAGGUCGAUUACCCCACAAGUUGGUUUCAUUAAUAAAUUGAAACCGAGAUACGUGGAUUCUCGGAAAUUGAGUGCUAAAUCUGCACCCAUACGGAGGACAAGCAAAAUCCCAGUCCUAAGCAACAGGUCUGUAAUAUCUCUUGCCCAGACAUCACUGGAGGUUCCAAGCCUAAAAUUCUUUACAGAGGAAGUUGUCAAUGAAUACAGUCCAAAGCGAGAAAUAAAGCUACAAAAACCACAGAAAGUUCCGAGCCUGCAAUACCUGGCAGAGCAAGCUGUAGAGAUAAAUAUUGAUGUACCAAGAGAACAGAAAGUUCCAAGCCUGAAAUACCUGACAGAACAAGCUGUAGAGGAAAACAGCAUAAAGCAGAAUAUUGAUGUACCAAGAGCACAGAAAGUUCCAAGCCUGAAAUGCCUUGCAGAACAAGCUGUGAAGGAAAACGGCCUUAAGCAGAAUAUUGAUGUACCAAUAGUACAGAAAGUUCCAAGCCUGAAAUACCUUUCAGAACAAGCUGUGAAGGAAAAUGGCCUAAAGCAGAAUAUUGAUGCACCAAGAGCACAGAAAGUUCCAAGCCUGAAAUACCUGGCAGAGCAUGCUGUAGAGGAAAACAGCACAAAGCAGAAUAUUGAUGUACCAAUAGCACAGAAAGUUCCAAGCCUGAAAUACCUGGCAGAUCAUGCUGUAGAGAAAAACAGCAUAAAGCAGAAUAUUGAUGUACCAAGAGAACAGAAAGUUCCAAGCCUAAAAUACCUGGCAGAGGAAGCUGUAAAGGAAAACGGCCUAAAGCAGAAUAUUGAUGCACCAAGAACACAGAACGUUCCAAGCCUGAAAUACCUGGCAAAGCAUGCUGUAGAGAAAAACAGCAUAAAGCAGAAUAUUGAUGUACCAAGAGACCAGAAAGUUCCAAGCCUGAAAUACCUUUCAGAACAAGCUAUAAAGGAAAACGGCCUAAAGCAGAAUAUUGAUGCACCAAGAGCACAUAAAGUUCCAAGCCUGAAAUACCUGGCAGAACAUGCUGUAGAGGAAAACAGCAUAAAGCAGAAUAUUGAUGUACCAAUAGCACAGAAAGUUCCAAGCCUGAAAUACCUGGCAGAGCAUGCUGUAGAGGAAAACAGCAUAAAGCAGAAUAUUGAUGUACCAAGAGCACAGAACGUUCCAAGCCUAAUAUACCUGGCAAAGCAAGCUGUAGAGGUAAACGUCUUAAAACAUAAUAUUGAUGUUCCAAAAGCACAAAAGGUUCCAAGCCUGACAUACCUUGCAGAGCAAGAUGUAGAGGAAAACGGUCUAAAGCAUAAUAUUGAUGUACCAAGAGCACAUAUAGUUCCAAAACCGAAAUACCUGACAGACAAAGCUGUAGAAAAAAGUGCCUUAAAGCAGAAUAUCGAUGUAUCAAAAGCACAAAAAGUUCCAAACCCUAAAUACCUAAUAGAAGAAAGUGCUCUAAAGCAGAAUAUUGAUGUACCGAGAACACAGAACGUUCCAAGCCUGAAAUACCUGGCAGGACAGGCUGCAGAUAAAUACCAUCUUAAGCAGGACAUUGAUGUUUCAACGGCACUGAAAGUUCCAAACCUGGAAUACUUGACAGAGCAAGCCGCCAUUGAGGAAAACGGCCUAAAGCAGAAAAUCGAGUCAAAAAAAGCACAGGAAGUUCAAAACCUGAGCAUUUUUGCAGGAAAAGAUGUAGAUAAAAUGGGCAUAAAGCAGAAUAUGGAUUCACCAAGAACACAGAAUGUUCCAAGCCUGAGGUUCUUGGCAGAAAAAGCUGCCAGUGAAGACGUAUUUAAACAGAAAAUUGAUGUACCAAGAAUAAAGAUAGCUGAAAGUCCCAAUUUAGUUGAAGAAAAUAUGAUUGCUGGAAACAACCUCCUCAACGAUACCGGUGUACACAAAACAUGUUUGGAUAAUCUUUUACAACACGCUCAUUAUGAACACAAUUUAGAGCGAGACAAGGUACUGAAGAUACAAGACGGCGCCAGAGCAAGGUCUGUUCUUUGCAACAGAAUGAGCAAUAUUCCUGUAAGCAGAAUUUCAAGAACCUCCGAGUCAAAACGACAGACCUCAUGUUGCUCUACUCGUAGGUCGAGGCCACCAACAAGAGCAUCUGAAAAGUCAAGGGUGACAAAAGGUUGCGAAGGAACCAAGUUCGAAUAUGCUGACAAAACAGACGACAAGGGUGACUGGAACUAUUACUCUACUGAGAGAACAGUACAGAAGAAAGUCGAAGAAGCUCCCGAUGGUGUCAAGAAACAGCUUGACGAGACUUUCACACUGGAAACUUACACGCCAGCGCCUGUUGCAUGGGAAAGUGAUAGCUGCAUUGUGGAUGAGUCCAACGAAAUGCAAAAGUACGAACCUGUUGACCUUGACAGGUAUUUCAAGAAUCACAAAGUGAAAGAGAAGUUUCCAACAUUGAGUGAAUUAGCAGAAAGGGCAGUUAGAAAGUAUGAGUUGCUUGAAAUAUGCGAAAGAGGUUUUGAAAAUCCUAAAAUUAGUAUGGUAAGAACCGGAUCACCGGAAAUGGAAACCGAUUACCCGGAUGAAUGUCGAUAUACAGAUGAGAGGUUUACCGAAGUAGAUCACGUGGUUGCCGCUUUCGCGAACAAUACAAACAAGCCAAUACCUCUGUCAAGAGAUCCUUGCAGUCAAAGAGCUGUCCGAAGUGUAACACCAGAGUCAAGUAACAUCGAGAAUGACCCAAGUUAUCAGCAUCGUGCCUAUCAGAUGCAGAAACCACCAGAACCACCAGAUGGCGUCAAUACUGGAUCAAAGAGCAGGUCAUCUUCUGCGUCAUCAGUAAGAUCAAAUCUUCCAGUAUCGGCUGAAAAGGAAAGGGACAGUCGGAAAACUUCAGGGUCUCGUAGCCGUGAAGAGAAGACUACACUACCCUCAGGAAAAUGCACGAAAACCACAGGGACUUGUGAACAUGAACAUAAUGUCAAGAAGAUACCAAGGUUAAAACCGAAGAAGAAAACAGAAAGCGUAGCUGAUAAAGUUGACAACCAGAAAUUACAGCGCUUGAAACAUGACCAUGAUAACAUAAGUAACAGUGACGUAUUCAAGAUGAUAACCGCUAUACAUGAAGAGGACAAAGAGGCCGCUAAGAUGCUAGAAGAAUUAAAACUAAUAACAAAACUGGAAGAAGAGCAGGAAAACAAAAUCAUGAAAAGCAAGUUGGAAGAAGCUCGACUGGUUGCAGAGAUAGGUGAUUUCAAAGAUAAACUCGCUGAUACAAUUCACAAGAAAGAAAAAGUUGAUGCAAAGCUUUUGGAGAUAUACAAGGAAGAACUGAAACCAGACACUGAAUUUGAAGUUAUAGAAAAUUAUUUGCACAUUGAAAAUAUGGCAAAGACCUACCACGAGAAAAGGAAUUUUGAGGAAUGCAAUAUUGCAUUUCUUGAACACGAGCUGAAGACGGAAAUAGAACAGCAGAACCUAAAACUUUUAAAGAAGACAAAAGAGCCAAAAAUAAAGCCAAGGAUGACGAAAAAUGCCUUACGUCUUCAAAAGGAAAAAGGUCUAAAAGUAAGACAAGACAAAAUACAAAAGGUAGACGAAAAAUUUAAAAAUGGUGGACAACAUAGCAAAAGCAAGCAAAAAGGAGCAACUUACUUCAAAGAACCGGAGAAUAACAACUUCAAUCCGUUACUUUUGGGAAUGAAGGAAAUACCAAAUAGCCAUGAGAAAACAGAUAAAAUCAAUUCAAGGCGAAUGGAGAAGAAACCUAAUGAUACAGCCAUGCCCACCAAGAAUGCUGCCACUCGCACCAACAAAACACUGCCAAUAAACAAAAAUAAGAUAAAUGCGGCGAUCAAAACGUCAAACCAGCAAACAAAAAGACAAUUUGUUUCUAAAAGGAAUGAAGAUUUUAAAAGCAAACAAGCUGACUCACAUAAAGAUAACAGAGACGUGAAUAAAACAAAGAAAUCCUCUGAAAAGAAAAGAGACGGUGAAAUGUUUCUGGGAAACGAGAAUAAAAAAAUUGAUAUAGAUAAACAUGGAGUCCUAAAGAACAUGAAAAACGUUCCUAAUAUCAACAUUCCUAGAUCUAAAAUUGCUCCAAAGCCAAAAAGCAUCACAUCAGAUAGUGCUGAACAAGGACAAUUAAAAAUGAAGGGUAGAAAAAGUAAACAUAAUACACAAAGUAAAGUGAUGGGAAAUACAAUGAAACCUGUUGACAGAAGUAAAGGUGUGGUGAACAGCAAUGUCCAAGGUACUUCUGCAAUAAGAGUACACACACAGUUAGAUAAAAGUGACAACAACCGAAAGAACUUACACAAUGGUAUAUUGAAACGACCAAUUAUGGAGCCAAACAAACUGCGCCAGGUUGUUCAACCAAAGGCUAAACCAGGAUACAUAAACACACAGCUUCCAUCAUUGAAAAACCGUACACAAUCGGAAGCUAAACAGCCAAAGGCACCUGGAACUCUUGGUGAUAAACGAAGGGUGCCGCUUCCAAAGAUGUCCAAGCAAAGUACAAAGGUUGUCAGAGACAGACACGAAAAAGGAAUUACAGAAAUUUCAAAGCCUGAUUUCGUUUUUUGAUAAAUAAUAAAAUAUAUUAAAUCAUGGAA